This is a messenger RNA of Chrysemys picta bellii (western painted turtle), 4928 nucleotides long. Lineage: Eukaryota; Metazoa; Chordata; Testudines; Emydidae. The record is from RefSeq and is a predicted model, not a curated record.
GAGCCCGGCCGGGGGGCCGGGGGAGGGACCAGCCGCGCUGCGGGCUGAACGCACCGAGCCAGAGCAGCGCACCCCGCGUCCGUGUCCGCUGCGCCCCGCCUGGCCCCUGCGCCCCUCGCCAUGCUGGCCCGGCCCCUGCUGCUCUUCCUCGCCCUGGUCCCCGCAGCCCGCCUGCCCGGCGCGCACGGGGCCCCUGGCCCCGCCACCCUCCGCCCGGGCGGCGAGCGGGAGGUGACGGCGGCACCCGCAGCGCCGAGCACCCAGGGGCAGCUGGGGGAGCCCGUCCCCGAGGGCGGGAGGCUGCGGCUGGCCGAGGAGAAGGCAGCGGGCGGAGAAGCCAGGGGCACCACGAAGAAAGCCGUGCGGGUUAAAGUAGUGAAGAAAAAAGUCUUGAAGAAGAAACCCAAGGCUUCGGGCCAGGGAGCAGCCACCGAGCAGCAGCCACAAUGUCCCCCGCUGGGGCUGGAGUCUCUGAGGGUGUCGGACUUCCAGCUACGAGCCUCCAGCAUCAAGCGCUACGGACUGGGUGCCCACCGGGGACGCCUCAAUAUACAGUCCGGGAUUCACGACGGUGACUUCUACGACGGAGGCUGGUGUGCCGGCCACGAGGACCGGGACCAGUGGCUGGAGAUCGAUGCCCGGCGGCCGACCCGUUUCACCGGCAUCAUCACACAGGGCCUGAACUCCAUCUGGACUUACGACUGGGUGACCUCCUACAAAGUCCAGUUCAGUAACGACACACACAGCUGGCAGCCAGGCAGGAACGGGACGGAGGAGGUGGUGAGUGUGGGCGCCCCAGCCCCGGGGCAGCGCGGGGACGGGAGGCUGGUGGGGCGACAGGCCAGCACCGGGGCGAAUGGGCUCUUUUAUAGUCGGUGGCUGUGGGUGGCAGCGCCUGCCGGGGCCUCGAGGACUUGGGGACGGAGGUGCGGGGUCAGAGCCUCCGGAUUUCCCCGCAGCGCUGACUGGUCAUUUUUUGCCGUUAUUCGCCAUAAGAGGGAGUUUCUCUAUCAGCAGAGGCUGCACAAUAAUCUUCGUCAGCGACGCUUGGGGCUAACUGCCCUCUUCCCAAAAUGGUGGCCGCCUCUCCUUGUUCUAAACGGGACGCAAGCCGACCUCAGCGAAAGGCCUUCUCAGACCGGAAAGAGGCCGUGGGCUGCCCUUAGCCAAGAUGGCCGCUGCCUUCAUCCAGCUGCUGAGGGCAGCUUCACCUGGCCCCAGCUGGGGAGAAUGGGGGCUGGCGGCCCGCGGGCGAACACGGGAGCGCUUGGUGCCUGGACCUGGUGCCGGCCCCAAAUUUCACGCCCGACUUUCCCUGCAGACCCCAACAACAUCUACUCCUGGGAGAACGAGCCGGUGGUGACCGACAAGCUGGACUUCAGGCAUCACAACUACAAGGAGAUGAGAAAGCUGAUGAAGGAGGUGAACGAGGAGUGCCCCAACAUCACCCGGGUCUACAGCAUCGGGAAGAGCUACCUGGGCCUGAAGAUGUACGUGAUGGAGAUCUCGGACAACCCCGGGCAGCACGAGUUGGGGGAGCCGGAGUUCCGCUACGUGGCCGGGAUGCACGGGAACGAGGUGCUGGGCCGUGAGCUCCUGCUCAACCUGAUGCAGUACCUGUGCGGCGAGUACACCCGGGGCAACCCCCGCGUCGUCCGGCUGGUGAGCGAGACCCGCAUCCACCUGCUACCCUCCAUGAACCCCGACGGCUACGAGACGGCCUACAAGCUGGGCUCGGAGCUGGCGGGCUGGGCCGUGGGCCGCUGGACCUACGAAGGCAUCGACCUCAACCACAACUUCGCUGACCUCAACACGGCCCUGUGGGAUGCCGAAGACAACGAGCUGGUUCCUCACAAGUUCCCCAACCACUAUCUCCCCAUCCCGGAGUACUACACCUUCGCCAACGCCACGGUGGCCCCGGAGACCCGUAUGAACGACUUCAGCUACCUGCACACAAACUGCUUUGAGGUCACUGUAGAGCUGUCCUGCGACAAGUUCCCGCACGAGUCCGAGCUGCCCAGGGAGUGGGAGAACAACAAGGAGUCCCUGCUGGUCUUCAUGGAGCAGGUCCGCCGGGGCAUUAAAGGGGUCGUUCGGGACAAGGACACCGAGCAGGGAAUUGCAGACGCCAUCAUUGCCGUGGACGGCAUCAACCACGACGUCAGAACAGCUUUCGACGGCGACUACUGGCGCCUGCUGAACCCGGGCGAGUAUGAGGUCACCGCCGCGGCCGAAGGCUACCACCCCGUCACCAGGACCUGCCGUGUCUCCUACGAGGACAACCCCACCCUCUGCGACUUCCAGCUCACCAAGACGCCCAAGCAGCGGCUGCGCGAGAUCCUGGCCAAGGGGGGCAAGAUCCCCAAGGACCUGAUCCUGCGGCUCCGGCAGCUGCGGCUCCGCAAGCUGAGGGCCCAGCGGCAGGCCCAGGGAGGGGACUAACCCCUUCUGGACUGUGUGGGGACGUAGAAGAGGGAUGUGCUCUGUGUGGCUCGCGGUCCCUCCCCCACACUCUAGUCUAGCGGCUUCUUGCUCCUCUGUGUUGUUUCGUGAGUCUGUAGCGGGGUGUGACUGCCGGCCCAGUGUCCUCCUGGGGCCUGUCCCUUCCUACCUCCUGCCCUGCCCUUCCUGCUCUCCAGCCCGCAGCCCCUGGCUACGUUCCUUGGCAGUCCAGCCCCAAACCUUGCUUCUGAGCACCCAGAUGCUCUCAGUUUGGGGGGGGGGGUACCUGGGCGUGGCAAGAAGACAGCGGAAAUCAGUGGUGCAGACAAAGCUGCAGGCAUGUUCCCUAGGGGCACAGGCAGCGGACAGACACCCGGGACGGGCUUUGCCAGUAGAAGAGGACUUUGUAACACCUCAAAGAGCAGCUUUCCCUCAGGAGGGUCUCAGCACGGCUGCUGCCGUCUUAGCCAGACCAGGGACCCCUGUUUAGUGGGUAGAGCCUUUGCCUAAGGACGCUGCAGGGCCCGGUCCAGCCACCCAACAGAGGCCUCUGUUCCGCUCUGCCUGGCCACCGCUUGGCAAAUCCCGCAGGAGGAAUCCCGCAGGCAGCAGUAACCACAAGGCAUUUGGACAGCAGGCCCCGGGGCGUGCAGAAGAAAGGGGAAGGGCCUCAGGAAUGGGAGCUGGGCUCAAGGUGAGGGCCAUGGCUCUCUGCUCCCGACUGCGAUGGGCAAGGAAGGGUCUUGUCCCCUCUCUACCUGAAAGGGGUGAGGUCAGAAGAGGGGGAAAUCGCCCGCCCGAGGGAGUUUGCCUUCAUUUACACCAGUGAAUCCGUUUCUUUGGGGGGUUACUGACACGUGGGGGGCAAUCGCUGGGUUAACAAGCAGUUGGCUCAGUAGUUGAGGGGCUACAGGUCCGCGUGGAUAUAUCUGCUGUGAGCCUGCGAUGGUUCUGUUGUGCAGUGUAGGGGAGGAAUCGCACACGUAGUGAAAGGGGAACAAACCGGGGUGUGUUUGUGGUUGAGCUCCAGAAACAGGCCAGGCAGUGCAGCACCCUGCGUAGCCACGGGGGCGCCCCGUGACGUUCCCCAAGAGCAGCGUUUGGCCCCGGGAAAUGCCCUAAGCGGUGUCUAUUCGAGUCUCCUGGGCGUGAGCGAGCGGCCGCCACUGAUUCCUCGAAACAUGCGGAGUCUGCAUCUGAGACUCCAGGCUGGCCCUUAAAAUAGCUCCUGGCACACAAUGGGCAUGACGCAAGCAGGACUUCGAUUGCCUGGCACGGGGUCUGGCUGGGCAGGAAUCCAGGGCAAACAUACAUCAGUCAGACCGUACCAACCAUGGUAGGGUGUGCGCUGGCUGGAUUCCCAGAUCCCUUGGGAGGAGGGAUCCUGGUGCAGUCAGGGAUAACCUGGUUCCGCCCCGUUGGUAAUGACAGCACAGUUCCCAAGGAUGAGCCCUGUAGAAUAGCCAGCACGCGCUCGUUUGGCGUUCCAUCAUCCGACUUCACCGGACCACAGGUGACAUCUGGGGGAGCCAAUUCCUGGCCAGCGUGGUGGCCACGGCACCCUCACUGAAACCAUCACCUGUGGCACCAAUUGUCCCCCCUGGCAGUCUCCUCAGGGCCAACACAAGAGAUACCAGCCGCCUUCUCAGCUGCGAGGCGCCCCUCCAGGGCAGGGCAGAAGCACGUUAAGGGGACACAGGUCCUGAUUUCGUAUUGCUCCAGGUUCCCCGGGCAUUACAAUUAAAAGGCUGUUACUAAAGAGCUAACUGGCGCCUCGUCCGAGCCCCGACCCAGAUCCUAGGCAGAGAUGACUCCGCUUGGUGCAGUGAAUGGUUCCUGUGGUUUCCUUUCCCCUCAGCCUUUGUUGUCAGGGUACUUGUGGGAAUACAGUUCCUCCCCAGGGCGACUCCAGGAAAGACACUGGAGUUACCCCAGGGAUGACUUUAGCCUCAGCUCUUUGUUUUCCCAGAGCCCCAGGUGAAGACACACUCCUCGGCAUGAGACGUCACAAUUGUUUCCUUGGCACCGGCCUGCGAUGUCACAGUCAGAGGCUGAGACUCUGCAGAACAGAUGGGCUCCCAGGGCCAGCCGCUGAAAGCCGGAGCGUGUCCGCUGCACCCGCCAGGAGCUGUGGGUGGGUCUCAGCACCGCUCUAGGGUCAGGCCCUCAGCGAACCGAGGACAGUGUCCAGGAACAGCCGCUGCCGAGGGCGUUCAGACGUUACUCAGAGCUCUUCUGUGCAAGCCCAGGGCUAGUGGGCGCUUCGUUCUGCAGGCAGGACCUGACUGGAACAGGGCGUGUAAACAGCAGUGGAGCAAUGGCUCGCGGCUCCGACCUAACGGGGGCGGCGAGAAAGGACCACUGCUCGGGUGGGCACUCAGAUCAGCACGAGGCGCUGAGGAGUUAACGAUACAAUGCUGGCAUUCGGUGUCCUUGCUAGGCAAGUGACAUCCUCAGCAGCAAUAAACCUUCGCCGUUUUACCUUC